UGUGUUAAGAAAAAUGUCAGGCAAGGUCUAUAUCAAUGCCGCAUUCCCUUCAUCAAAGCCAUUCCAAGUCUAUUUCUUCAUGAAAAACAAGUAUAUGAGGCUGUAUUACACUCCCGGAGAAUUAGGUGAUGAAAUUCUGACUCCUCUUGAAUUGGUUAGUACUGGUUUUACAUCACUUGCAGGAACGCCAUUUGCAGAACAAGGAAUAGACUGUUCUUUCAACACUGAAGGCAGUGAAGCAUAUAUCUUCUCGUACAAUAACUGUGCCUACAUAGACUAUGCUCCGAACACAGGAAACGACAGGAUCCUCGUAGGUCCUACCACAAUCGAUGAAAUGUUUCCCGACCUUAAAAACACGUGGUUUGCUGACGGUGUGGAUGGUGCAUUUAGGUCAACCAGAGACAAAGAAGUUUACAUAUUCAAGGGAAAGCAGUAUGCUCGCAUUAAUUAUGAUACCAAGAAACUUACUCAGCGCUUUUAUGGGAUCAGCGAAGGGUUCCCUGUUUUGAAAGGUACGAUCUUUGAAAAUGGAAUUGAUACGUGUUUUUCUUCUCAUUUGGAGAAUGAAGUUUACCUUUUCAAAGGAGACGAGUAUGUGCGUAUGAAAGUCGACCCACAUGGAAGUCAGGACACACUUAUGGAUUUUGUGAUUCCUAUCGUUGAAGGUUGGCCAGAACUUAAAGACAUUUUGCCACUCUCAUGA
Molecule: messenger RNA, 703 nt
Organism: Vigna radiata var. radiata (mung bean)
Lineage: Eukaryota; Viridiplantae; Streptophyta; Magnoliopsida; Fabales; Fabaceae
Product: albumin-2-like
Exons: 1
Coding region: 14-703 (229 amino acids)
Source: RefSeq, a predicted model, not a curated record